CAGUUUGGGAUGUAGAGCAGCUCUCAUUCAUACUUCUGGUGGGAUGUUUCUGCUUGGCUGAGUCUCAGAGGGCUGAAGGAGGGAGAGAGGAGUGGGAGAGAGAGAAGAGAGAGAGAGAGAGACUCAGAGGUGCAGAGGGAGUUAAGAUGCAGAACCAGACGCAGAAAAUGGGACCUGCUGCCACCUCGCUCGCUCUGUUGUGUUUGUGUUUUCUCUAUGUUUCUACAGAGACGGUGGACGCUUCACCAACACAGUCUCCUCAGCAAGAGGUGAAGAAGGCGAGAGGGGAUGUUCCGGAUACUCUUCCAGAGCCUGAACCAGAGCCAACCAGCCCAGUGUCAGACUUUGAAAACUCAUACAACUAUGUCUUGUCCAGACUAGCCGGCAUGGACCAGGCGAUCCACAAGCUGAAUGUGGGUCACUACACCCUGGAUGUUAAAGUCAGUCAGCUGAUGGACCGUCUGUCCAGGGUGGAUGCUAAAGUCGGGGAGCUGGAGGACAGCAUCCAGGAGGUUUACCAGCACAGCAAGGACAACAGGAAAGAGAUGGGAAGACUGGAAGGCUGCCAGAAAGGACACAGGUUGGGAUACAAAUGUUACCUUGUCUAUAACAGCUAUCAGGAUUACGCCGGAGCGUCCAGGAAGUGUUUGGAGCGAGGUGGUCGGAUAGCAAUGCCCCGGGACCGUAGGGAGCAGGAAGCCCUCGCCGACUACGUCAAGUCGUUCUUCCACCCGGGGAACUGGCCCGUGUGGCUGGGCAUCAGCGACCUGCGAUCGGAGGGCAUGUACCUUUUCGAAGACGGGACGCGGGUGUCUUACUUUCAGUGGCGUAAACACUUCCUGUCCAGUCAACCGGACGGAGGGAGGCGGGAGAACUGUGUGGCCAUGUCGUCGGACGACGGCGACUGGUGGGAUCAUUACUGCGACCGCACCAUGAACUAUGUCUGCGAGUUUGACGACAGAGUGGCUCUUUAAGACUCUUCUCCAAUCACAAUCUCCACACUCUCAGACUCAGGGACUUUUUAUCGCGUUCCCAGUAUACGUGUGAGUGCUUAGGACUGUCCCACUGUCAUUUCCUAAAUGUGUGAGGGCUCUGAAGCGUGAUACAUUAGCAGCGUAUUUAUGCAAUUUGCAGGAGUUUCCCUGCAGUUUUUGGUGAUUAACAGCAAGAAAUGACCCAACAAUGGGUGCCAAGGACAUUCUUUUUUGUCAUAAUAUCAGACAGGUAUCGAUAUUGUUAGAUUUUUACUCGUAUCAUUUCUAAGUUUAAAAGUCUGGAUUCAUGACUACCCCAGUCUGCAGACUUCCCUGUUGGACUUACCCAGAGUUCAUUGUAAACUUGUUACAUAAAGAACAUGAUUGUCCACCCCACCACUAAUUGUAAAACAAAUGUCCAAUACUGAAGACAUAGUGUUAAAAAAGAAAAAGGAAAAAAAAAAAGAUACAAUUUAUUUACAAAAAAAAAAGUAUGGACUUGGGGCGCUGGUGGCGCGGUGGUUGGUGUGCAUCCCAUGUAUGGAGGCUGUGAUCCACCGGGCGGGCGGCUUGGGUUCGGGUCCGACCUGUGGCUCCUUUCCCGCAUGUCGUUCCCUUAUCUCACUACCUGAUUUCUGACUCUAUCCACUGUCCUAUCUCUCCAUUAAAAGCAAAAAAAGCCCCCCCAAAAAAGUAUGGACUUGAUGAAAAACCCCAAAUACAAAUAAGAUAAUUUGUGACAUGUGGUUGAUCACUUUUGAGUUAUUUAUGUUGUCAGUCAAAUACUCACAAAGGAUGAACAUCAAUGCCUUGAACAAACACUGUAAUGUAAGACAAAAAAUAUAUACCGGAGAUCGGCUUUUUCUUUUGUUAAAUAGCGUGUCUUGUCUCUCGUCAACGUGUGAUGUCAUAAUAUUGUGUCCCAUUCCUUAUUUGAGUAUCAGCUCAAGCCCUCAUUAGCUGGGUCAAUUUCAGGGGGUUGGCAUCCUAUGAAGGACCAAGCCAAUCUCUCCAUGUCCUAUAGCUGAGGGAGUGUCACCACCUGGGGGAGGGGUUACUGCCCUUUGUGAUGUCAUGAAGGGAAAAUCUCCAAACGGCCUGUUUGAGCACACAUUUUCUGAAAAGUGGAGCAGGCAGAAGACUGAGAGGAUGGACUUUUAUGAUAUUAGGGGGGUUUGUAGACUGACUAGAGACACAUAUUAGUGUUAGAGAAACAUGGUGAUAUGGGACCUUUAGUAGUGUCAUCUUGCAGGAGAAAGGGGACAGCUAUGAAGAUAAUUCAUCCUAGGAUUUUAAAGGGAAAGAUGCGUCUCAAAUGUGCACAAAUUCAUAAAAGACUUUCAAAGUUUAUGUAAGUGUUAUAAAUAUUAUUAUUCAUGCAGCUGCAGCGAUAUGAGGUAAAGUGGUCUGGACUGCGAUUUGACGCCUGGAAUUCUAAAUAUUUGUUCAAAGUUUCCAAAAAAAAAAGGAAAGAAAUGUGAAGCUCGAGGGCCGUCUGCCUGAAUCAGCGCAAACUGACCCUCUUAGAGAUAUAAAUCAAAGUGUGUUUAAAGUUAUUUUCACCAUCUCUGCUACCAGAUGGGACCGCCCCGUCAAACUGAUUCUCCUGCGCCUCGGGCCUGCGUGUCUCUGAAGCUGUCAUCUAAACUAAUCACCAUCUGUAUGCACAUGUAUUGCGAGUCCCACAGCGUGUAAAACAACACAAACAUAAAACGCUGAACAUAAUUGUUUAUCAUAAAUCUUUACUUAGACUUGACAAAAUCAUUUUCUAAACGAUUAGAACAUUUUCAGUCUGUAUAAAACUCAAUUUUUCUCCUCAGUAGAGCUGGGUAUUCAAAACAUCUCAACCUUUUAUUUAGAUACAAAACUUGUUCUUCUUUUUUUGGUACUUUCAUUUUAGAAAUACAGCUACUCUUUAUUUCAGCAGAGGCAUUUUAAAUUCAACAGAAGAUGUCCAGGUUAUAAAAUGUUGAAUGUCAUCCCCAUAUAAAAACCUGUACAAGAGCUUAAGAGUAAUAAAAUAAAGAGCUGACAUUUGAUACCCAGCUCUACUCGCCA
Labrus bergylta (ballan wrasse) is the source of this 3032-nucleotide messenger RNA. RefSeq names its product C-type lectin domain containing 11A (gene clec11a). The record is from RefSeq and is a predicted model, not a curated record. NCBI's taxonomy places the organism in Eukaryota, Metazoa, Chordata, Actinopteri, Labriformes, Labridae.